AUGUUCGCCACCUCACGACCCAUGCUGCAGCAGCGUCUGGCCGUCAGUACUCCAUCCCGAAACAUGCAUCAGCGUGCCAUCUCCUUCGCCACCAUACCAAGGAUGAUGGCUAGAGCCUUCAAGCUGCCGAUGUACGGUGCAGCUAUAGGAGCUGGAGGCGCCGGUUACGCGCAUUACAAGCUGGAAGGUGUAAGAACCGCAACUGGAGAAAUGAUAGACGGAGUGACCGAUACUCUAUCAUCAGCUUACAACACAACAUCCCAAACACUAGCUUCCACCUUGGCAACGGCGACCCAGCUCUCGAACGCCCUUGGACAGCGGGUCUCGGAUGGAAUCAGCGGUACCGCGGCGGAUGUCAAGGACGGAGUCGAUGCCUUCGGAUCCGGGGCGAAGCAGUGGUGGACACUGGUAAAACAGCAACUGCCGGAAUGGUCUGCUAAGGCCGAGGAGCCGACCGCCAGCAAUAAUGGAGGAGGUGGAAGCAGGGAUGAGAAGUGGCGGCCAGGAGAGGGACCAGGAGAGCCCACGCCACCGCCACCUGGAGGUGAGGUGCUCGUUGGGCUCGUGGGCGCGGGCGCUAUGAUGGAGAAGGAUGACAGGGGAGAGCUCCCGAAGGAGGAGCACCAGCUGCUCCAAUUGACUCGGAAGCUGAUCGAGAUCCGCUCGGUCCUGCUCAGCGUGGACCAGAGCGAUGCGCUCAAGCUGCCAAGUAUCGUUGUCAUUGGGAGUCAGAGUUCGGGAAAGAGUUCGGUGUUAGAGGCGAUCGUGGGACAUGAGUUCUUGCCAAAGGGAGACAACAUGGUCACACGCCGACCUAUCGAACUCACCCUAAUCCACACUCCCUCAAAUGCUGCUUCCUCUUCGACAACGCCGGCGGAGUAUGGCGUGUUCCCGAACCUUCCCGGAUUAGGCAAAAUCUCAUCCUUCUCCACCAUUCAGAAAACCCUUACCGACCUCAACCUCGCUGUCCCUCCCGAGAUGGCCGUAUCCGACGACCCCAUCCACCUUCAGAUCCACUCCCCUCACGUUCCCGACCUCACCCUCAUCGACCUCCCCGGAUACAUCCAAAUAUCCAGUAUGGACCAACCCGAGCAGCUCAAAGACAAGAUCAACAGCUUGUGCGACAAGUAUAUCCGGGAGCCUAACAUCAUCCUCGCUGUCUGCGCGGCGGACGUCGAUCUCGCCAACUCCCCCGCUUUGCGCGCGAGCAGACGCGUGGAUCCGCUAGGCACGAGGACGAUCGGAGUGAUCACGAAGAUGGACCUGGUCAAGCCGGAGAAUGGGGUACAGAUCCUGCGGGGCGAGCGGUAUCCGCUCCAUCUGGGAUACGUCGGGGUCGUGUGCAAGGCACCAGCAGCGGGAGUGAGUGGGCUUCUGCGGAACAUACGGGGAGGAGAGGCAAAUAAUGUCACCAACGCGGUGAUCAGGCGGGAGGAGGAGUUCUUUGGUGGGGAAAACGCUAGGCUGUUCUCGAACAAGGGCAGGGCUGUGGGUGAGAAGAGGCUGUUGGUCGGGACAGACACUCUGCGGCGAAGGUUGAUGGAUGUUUUGGAGACGAGCAUGUCGGGGAGUCUGAACGGGAUCACCAAUGCGGUGCAGCUGGAGCUGGAAGAAGCGAGCUAUCAAUUCAAGGUACAAUACAAUGACCGCCGGAUCACCGCCGAGUCGUACGUUGCCGAAGCGGUCGAUGCUUUGAAGUCCAAAUUCAAAGAGUACACAACCCACUUCUCGAAACCCGCCGUCCGGUCCAAGCUCAAGGACAUGCUCGACAACCGCCUCAUGGACAUCCUCGAGCAGCUAUACUGGAACGACCCGCGCACCGCGGAACUCAGCAAGCUCGCCGAGGACCGGAAGCUGGCACCGGAAGAGCUUGACUCGUACUGGAAGUACAAGCUUGAGACUGCUUCGUCAAUGUUGACAAAGAGCGGUGUCGGGCGGGACAGCACCAACCUCGUCGCGGACGGUCUUCGGGGUCUUAUCGACAAUAUCGCUCAGGCCGAGCCGUUCACAUUCCACCCGGACGCAACGACCCGGAUCGUUGACUUUUCGCAUGCUAUCCUUCGGGAACGGAUGGGCAUGACGGCCGACCAGGUGGAGAACUGUAUCAAGCCGUACAAGUACGAAGUGGAGGUGGAUGACCGAGAAUGGGCGCUAGGGCGGGAACGGGCAGAAGAGAAGUUUGGCGAGGAGAUGGGCAGAGCAGAGUUGAAGUUGGGCGAGAUCCGGAAGCGGGUCGGAGGAGGACGGAAACUGGGGUCGUUGAUACGGCAUGUGGAGGAGCUGGAGAGGUGGGAGGAUGAGACGAGGCGGAGAAGAGUGUCGAAUCUGGGCAGGGUCGUACCGGAGGGAGACGAGGCGGAUGAGACGCAUGUGGAUACACCGCUGGAUGCGUACAAGUAUAGUCCGGCUCAGGUCAUUGAUGGUCGACACGCCCUUCUCCUCUCAAAUCGCCUCACCCUCCUCCGUCUCCGUCAGAACGCUCUCAAAUCUAAGCGGUGUCGGAUGGGUCCGGACCAGUCUGCUUUCUGCCCCGAGGCAUUCUUGGCGGUCGUAGCGGACAAGCUCGCAUAUACGUCGACGAUGUUUAUCAAUAUCGAGCUGCUCGAGCAGUUCUUCUAUCAGUUCCCUCGCGAGAUUGAUUCGAGAAUACUGUACGAUCUAGACCGGUCUGAGAUUGCCAAAUUCGCCCGUGAGAACCCAAAAAUUAGAAAACACCUCGAUUUGCAGGACCGGAAGGACAAGCUGGAGCAGGUGAUGCGGUCGCUCCAGGGCCUGGUCAACUUGCAGAAAGAAGCUCAACCUGCACAGUCGAGACGAGAAGCUGGGCUCUUCACAAAAUUCUUCUAG
This is a messenger RNA of Dioszegia hungarica, 2847 nucleotides long. RefSeq names its product P-loop containing nucleoside triphosphate hydrolase protein. The transcript is spliced from 8 exons. Bases 1 to 2847 code for a protein of 948 amino acids. Lineage: Eukaryota; Fungi; Basidiomycota; Tremellomycetes; Tremellales; Bulleribasidiaceae. The record is from RefSeq and is a predicted model, not a curated record. Gene Ontology annotation, cellular component: membrane; cytoplasm; microtubule. Gene Ontology annotation, molecular function: microtubule binding; GTP binding; GTPase activity.